AUGCUCAUGGCGUCAGCUUUGCCCGCCCGUGCUGCGAAUAACGCCGUGAUCCAGUGGCAGGACGCUGUGGAGCAGGUGGUGCGGAACUACAACAUCAGCAACCAGAUCAGCGCCAAGUUUUAUGCUCUCACGAACAUUGCUCAGUACCAGGCGUUGCUUGCAAACAAGGCACAGGACAACAAGAUCAAUGACACAGCCGUCACUGCGUUUGCAGCCCACUACAUUCUCAGCUACUACUGGCCGUACAAGCAGAAUGUGUUUGACGGCAUCAUUGCCAAGCAGCUGGCUGGUCUGCCGGCCUCUGAGAAGCUGGCUGCGCGCACUCUCGCCCAGCCAUACGCCAUCAAACUCAUCGUCAGCAGGGUGAAUGACAGCACGCAGCAGUGGGCAGACUUCAAGCCGGCAUCGGCAGAGAACGGCCCGACAGGCGCAUAUGCGUUCACGCCAAACCAGACCUUUGUGUUGUACCCCCAGCUCGCCAAUGCAACCACCCUUGCAACCCCCAACGCCAACUCGCCCCCUUCCCAGCAGGCCGGGGCUGCUUUUGCACAGUACUCCAAUGCGGACACUCUGACAGUCGGACCCGCUCAGACCUUCUUCUCCUCAAAGCUGACCCAGUACAAGCCGCUCGAUCUGAGCUCUGCCGAAUAUGCGAACGAUUUCAACACCACUGCGACACUUGGCAGCAAGAACAGCACAGCCCGCAAAGAGUAUGACACCGAGACUGCCUGGUUCUGGGCUGACCUGGAUGGGACCUCGACAGUCAACGGCCAUUACUACACCAUUGCUAAGAGCCUGCUGCCCAACGAUACAUCCUUGCUGGACACCGCAGAGCUGUUUGCGCGCUUGGGGUCUGCCCAGUUUGAUUCAAACAUUGUCGGGUGGUACAUCAAGUUCUACUACCUCUUCUGGCGCCCAGUCACCGCCAUCCGGCGGGGGGACGCAAAGCACCCUGCCGACCCAACAUGGACGCCACUGCUAAACACCCCAGCACACCCCGAGUACCCUUCCACCCACACUGUCACCGCUGCUGCAUCUGGCCAAGUGCUCGCCAGGUGGUUCAAGAGCGAUAACGUGACCUUCACGGUAGGCAGCGAGUACGCUCCCAAGAAGCUGGCGCCUCGCACCUACAGCUCCUUCUCUGAGGCCGCACAAGAGGUUGGCUGGUCCAGGAUCUAUGGAGGCAUCCACUUCCCCAAGUCUGGCCCAGAUGGUGCAGGUGUCGGCACCAAGGUGGGCGACACGGUCUCUGACAACUUCCCUGCAGCGAUCGACUCCAUCUUUGGCACCACCUAUGCUGCCACCCGUGCAGCAAACAGCGGCAGUACCAGCCCCAGUCCAAAGGCUGCCACCGGCCGCCGUCUGUUUGCCUGA
Molecule: messenger RNA, 1374 nt
Organism: Coccomyxa subellipsoidea C-169
Lineage: Eukaryota; Viridiplantae; Chlorophyta; Trebouxiophyceae; Coccomyxaceae
Product: acid phosphatase/Vanadium-dependent haloperoxidase
Exons: 12
Coding region: 1-1374 (457 amino acids)
Source: RefSeq, a predicted model, not a curated record